Molecule: messenger RNA, 710 nt
Organism: Notolabrus celidotus (New Zealand spotty)
Lineage: Eukaryota; Metazoa; Chordata; Actinopteri; Labriformes; Labridae
Gene: tmem81
Product: transmembrane protein 81
Exons: 5
Coding region: 57-665 (202 amino acids)
Source: RefSeq, a predicted model, not a curated record
AAUAUGUUUGUUUUUACUUUUUGGCAGCUUCAUCAGAGAUUUAUCAUCGCUCAUCAAUGAUGGAAAACAUACCUGUCAGUGUCUACCUCCUCCUCCUCCUCCUCUUCCUCAACCCGCUGACCUCUGUUGACCCGGAGAAGGCGGAUGAGCUCCCAAUGCAGGUCAUUGUUGACAGCACCCCCUGCAGCGCCACCUGUGGGCUGGGUGUGAGAACUCAAACUUUGUGUUUGCUGCGGGACGGACAGACGGCGAUGGAGGAGGAUGUUCGGCGCACAGACGGAGCUCAGGUGUCGGAGGAGUGUCGGGUACGUAAGGUGAGGUGUCAGGAGUCGUGGCAGUGUGGACUCAGGACGAUGACCGUGACUGUGGGACAGAGGGUGGAGGUCGACUGUGUGGGAGAGGUCAUGGAGGCAGUGGGGAGGUUCUCCUGGAGGGUGUCUUGGCGUGUCGCCCGUGGAGUUAUCACCUCCAACGACGCUCUCUUUACCCGCUGGGACGCUCCUCUGCUGGAUCGAGUGAUUCUGGAUCCUGUGGAGGAGGAGGACGCAGGGACGUAUCGCUGUAACGUGCAGGACGCCUCCUUCCGCAGGGUGAAGAGGGUUUACUGGGGGAUCAGGGUUUUGCCUGUUGAUGUUCUGAACCUGAACCACACGAGCCUUCUGUGAACCAGCAGACCCAGACCUGGUGGAAAUAAAGGUUUUGAGACAAAA